AUGGCUAGCGAAGCAUGUUGCGAGCGCAAGCCUGCGGCCGCAGACUACAACCCGCAAGGGCGAUACGAGACCAUUGCUGGUUUGAAGACUUACGUUGUUGGUCCCGAGCAGUCUGCCUCGAGAGCCAUCGUUGACGUCUACGAUAUCUUUGGGAUUACCCCGCAAACACUGCAGGGCGCAGAUCGCUUGUCCGCGCUCAUCAGCGACUGCAUCGUACUCGUCCCCGACUUCUUCGAGGGCUCGGGAGCCAACCCCGCGUGGUUCGGCAACAAUGCAGACCCGGAAGCCAAGGCGGCGAUGUCGGAAUUCAGGUCCACCAAGGCCAAGCCUGCGAGGAACGUCGCGGCGCUGGCAAGGAUCCGUGAAGAGGCAGGCCGGCGAUGGCCACGAGUUGAGCAGAAUGUCGGGGUCUUUGGCCUUUGCUGGGGCGGCAAGAUUGCCGCUCUUGCUUGCGGCGAGGAUAACAGAGGCGCGGGCCGAAAGUUCACCGUGAGCGGCACCGCUCAUCCUGCACGGCUCGAGGCCAAGGACGUCGAGGCCCUCAACGUGCCCUACAUCUGUCUCGCAUCUCCAGGGGAACCGGCUGAUGUCGUCGCCCAGAUCAAAGAGAUCCUGUCACGGCCCGGCAGAGUCGGCGAGGUCGAGACCUACGGGUCCAUGUUCCACGGUUGGAUGGGCGCGAGGGCGAACCUUGCAGACGAGAAGAACAGGGAGGAAUAUGAGCGCGGGUACCAACAGGUAGCAGACUUUUACGCAAAGCACCUAUAA
Thyridium curvatum is the source of this 768-nucleotide messenger RNA. RefSeq lists its product as uncharacterized. The transcript is spliced from 4 exons. Bases 1 to 768 code for a protein of 255 amino acids. The record is from RefSeq and is a predicted model, not a curated record. Gene Ontology annotation, molecular function: hydrolase activity. NCBI's taxonomy places the organism in Eukaryota, Fungi, Ascomycota, Sordariomycetes, Thyridiales, Thyridiaceae.